AUGAACUACCUGCGGCGCCGCCUGUCGGACAGCAACUUCAUGGCCAAUCUGCCAAAUGGGUACAUGACAGACCUGCAGCGCCCGCAGCCGCCCCCGCCGCCGCCUGCUGCCCCCAGCCCCGGAGCAACGCCCGGUCCCGCGACUGCCACUGCCGAGAGGGCCUCCGGGUCCGCCCCUGUGGCCUCUCCGGCUGCCCCUAGUCCCGGGUCUUCGGGGGGUGGUGGCUUCUUCUCGUCGCUGUCCAACGCGGUCAAGCAGACCACGGCGGCCGCGGCGGCCACCUUCAGCGAACAGGUGGGCGGCGGCUCUGGGGGCGCAGGUCGUGGGGGCGCUGCCGCCAGGGUGCUGCUGGUCAUCGACGAGCCCCACACCGACUGGGCGAAAUACUUCAAAGGGAAAAAGAUCCAUGGAGAAAUUGACAUUAAAGUAGAACAGGCUGAGUUCUCUGAUCUCAACCUCGUGGCUCACGCCAACGGUGGAUUCUCUGUGGACAUGGAAGUUCUUCGGAAUGGGGUGAAGGUCAUGCGGUCUCUGAAGCCGGACUUUGUGCUGAUCCGCCAGCACGCCUUCAGCAUGGCCCGGAACGGAGACUACCGCAGUUUGGUCAUUGGGCUGCAGUAUGCUGGAAUCCCCAGCGUGAACUCUUUGCAUUCUGUCUACAACUUCUGUGACAAGCCCUGGGUGUUCGCCCAGAUGGUUCGACUGCACAAGAAACUGGGGACAGAGGAAUUCCCUCUUAUUGAUCAGACCUUCUACCCCAAUCACAAAGAGAUGCUCAGCAGCACGACGUACCCUGUGGUGGUGAAGAUGGGGCAUGCGCACUCCGGGAUGGGCAAGGUCAAGGUGGACAACCAGCACGACUUCCAGGACAUCGCGAGUGUCGUGGCCCUGACCAAGACGUAUGCCACCGCCGAGCCCUUCAUCGAUGCCAAAUAUGACGUGCGUGUCCAGAAGAUUGGGCAGAACUACAAAGCCUACAUGAGGACGUCAGUGUCGGGAAACUGGAAGACCAACACCGGCUCUGCGAUGCUCGAGCAGAUUGCCAUGUCUGACAGGUACAAGCUGUGGGUGGAUACCUGCUCAGAGAUUUUUGGGGGACUGGACAUCUGCGCCGUGGAAGCGCUGCAUGGCAAGGAUGGAAGGGAUCACAUCAUUGAGGUGGUGGGCUCCUCCAUGCCGCUCAUCGGGGACCACCAGGAUGAAGACAAGCAGCUCAUCGUGGAGCUUGUGGUCAACAAGAUGGCCCAGGCCCUGCCCCGGCAGCGGCAGCGGGACGCCUCCCCCGGCCGGGGCUCCCACAGCCAGACUCCGUCCCCAGGGGCCCUGCCCUUGGGCCGCCAGACCUCCCAGCAGCCCUCGGGGCCUCCGGCUCAGCAACGACCCCCACCACAGGGUGGCCCUCCACAGCCGGGCCCAGGCCCCCAACGCCAGGGACCCCCGUUGCAGCAGCGCCCGCCCCCGCAGGGCCAACAGCACCUUUCGGGCCUUGGACCCCCAGCUGGCAGUCCCCUGCCCCAGCGCCUACCAAGUCCCACAUCGGCGCCCCAGCAGCCUGUGUCCCAGGCCCCACCGCUGACCCAGGGUCAAGGCCGCCAAUCCCGGCCGGUGGCAGGAGGACCUGGGGCACCUCAGGCAGCCCGCCCACCAGCCUCCCCAUCUCCCCAGCGCCAGGCAGGCCCCCCACAGGCUACCCGUCAGACAUCCGUCUCCGGUCAGGCUCCGCCAAAGGCCUCGGGAGCCCCACCGAGCGGUCAGCAGCGCCAGGGCCCACCCCAGAAACCCCCGGGCCCUGCCGGCCCCACACGCCAGGCCAGCCAGGCGGGUCCCAUGCCCCGCACUGGGCCACCCACCACGCAGCAGCCGCGGCCCAGUGGCCCGGGCCCUGCUGGACGACCCACCAAGCCACAGCUGGCCCAGAAACCCAGCCAGGACGUGCCGCCACCCGCCACUGCCGGGGGACCCCCGCACCCCCAGCUCAACAAAUCCCAGUCUCUGACCAAUGCCUUCAACCUUCCAGAGCCAGCCCCGCCCAGGCCCAGCCUUAGCCAGGACGAGGUGAAAGCUGAGACCAUCCGCAGCCUGAGGAAGUCUUUCGCCAGCCUCUUCUCCGACUGACACCCCACCCUGAGAACCCUUAAUUCCUCCUGGGAAACCCCUCUCUGGGCCCUGAAUCCAUUUCUCACUUUUGGAGUCUCCAAAUCCCUUGAGAAGCCCUCUCCUGGUCCAC
Molecule: messenger RNA, 2227 nt
Organism: Ailuropoda melanoleuca (giant panda)
Lineage: Eukaryota; Metazoa; Chordata; Mammalia; Carnivora; Ursidae
Gene: SYN1
Product: synapsin I
Exons: 13
Coding region: 1-2115 (704 amino acids)
Biological process (GO): neurotransmitter secretion
Cellular component (GO): synaptic vesicle membrane; synaptic vesicle
Molecular function (GO): ATP binding
Source: RefSeq, a predicted model, not a curated record